AUGUCGUGCAUCGAGUUGUAUAUUGAGUUUGAGCAAUCCGAAGCAGACCGUAACAUUGAAUUGGAAGAUUAUAAUAGUGAAAGCGAGGAUGAAUUUGAAAGUAACUAUGAGAUCGUUGGUCCAGGUGAAGAUGAAGAUGAAACUGGCGGUGCUAUGAAUGCAGAUGUGGCAGAAGUUGCAAAUGCACUAGCAAACCCGCAUCCGUUUCAGGAGCCUUCUUUCAUGCGGUCGUUGGAUUUGGAGGCUAUGCACGCACCGGAGUUUCCGCAAUAUAUGAAUGCAGCCCUUCCUAUUGUGGCGGAUGGUGAGUUCACAGUGGGGAUGGAAUUCAGUUCAAGGGAGGCAGUAAUCAAGGUAAUGAAAGAUUAUACCAUUCGAAGAGGUGUAGACUAUCGGGUAUAUGAGUCGGAACCCACGACAUUCUAUGCCAAAUGCACAGAAUAUGGCAAUGGUUGUGACUGGUUGAUCAGGGUAACCAAAAUGCAGAAGAAGUAUUAUUGGGAGAUAAAGAGGUACAAUGGAAGUCACACGUGUACCAGGUCAACUAUUUCUCAAGACCAUUCAAAGCUGGAUUCCAAGACAGUUGCAGAAGCAAUUAAGCCGUUGGUAGAAGUUGACCCAUCUAUAAAGGUAAAAUCAAUCAUUGCUAAAGUCCAGUCAAAGUUUAACUACACCAUCAGUUAUCGCAAGGUUUGGUUAGCAAAGCAGCAAGCGGUGGAAUCAAUUUUCGGUGGUUGGGAAGCAUCGUAUGAAGCUUUGCCCAUAUGGUUUGAGGCCAUGUGUCACAAGGUGCCAUCAGCAGUGGUUCACUUUGAAACAAUGCCUGCUUACCAGUGGGAUGAUUUGGUUCCUGAUAUACGUGUACUGCAUAGAGUCUUUUGGAGCUAUUACCCUUGUAUAAGGGCCUUCAGACACUGCAAGCCAGUGGUGCAGGUGGACAGGACUCAUUUGUAUGGAAAAUACAAGGGUUGUUUAUUGGUUGCAAUCUCACAAGAUGGUAAUAACAACAUCGUACCUAUUGCAUUUGCCAUAGUGGAGGGAGAGACUUCUGAUGCAUGGUACUUUUUCCUGAGUAACUUGCGUCAACAUAUGGUGACACGUGACAGAGUGGGACUUAUCUCUGAUCGACACGAUUCUAUUAGGUCAGCUAUUGAGAGAAGUAAAUUAUACAACAAUCCUUCAAUCAUAUUCAUUACCUUAUAA
This is a messenger RNA of Arachis duranensis, 1203 nucleotides long. RefSeq lists its product as uncharacterized. The record is from RefSeq and is a predicted model, not a curated record. The coding region runs from base 1 to 1203 and encodes 400 amino acids. Lineage: Eukaryota; Viridiplantae; Streptophyta; Magnoliopsida; Fabales; Fabaceae. The transcript is spliced from 2 exons.